Molecule: messenger RNA, 2683 nt
Organism: Fopius arisanus
Lineage: Eukaryota; Metazoa; Arthropoda; Insecta; Hymenoptera; Braconidae
Gene: Mcm6
Product: minichromosome maintenance 6
Exons: 7
Coding region: 136-2571 (811 amino acids)
Biological process (GO): mitotic DNA replication; double-strand break repair via break-induced replication; DNA replication initiation
Cellular component (GO): MCM complex; nucleus
Molecular function (GO): single-stranded DNA binding; single-stranded 3'-5' DNA helicase activity; ATP binding
Source: RefSeq, a predicted model, not a curated record
UUUGCGUCCUACGACCCUCGCCGAUUCCUCGAAUGUGUUUACGUUUUUCCACUCAUUUUUCUCCGCUUUUUGUAUUAAAUAUUUAAUUAGCCCCUGUCAGUGUCACUGAUAAACAACAACUAGAUAACAUUAAUCAUGGAUUUCGGUGAUGUCCAAGCGAGACAGAAUCGGGUGAAGGACGAGAUAGGAUCGCAUUGUCAGAGGCUGUUCCAAAGUUUCUUGGAGGAAUAUAAAGAAGACGAGGAAGUCAAGUAUUUGGAGCCUGCCAAAGAGCUGGUGAGCCCAGAGCGGAGUACCUUGGUGGUAUCCUUCGAUGAUAUCGAGAGAUACAAUCAAGCCCUUGCAACGACAAUAAUCGAAGAAUAUUAUAGGAUCUAUCCCUUUCUCUGCCAAGCAGUCUGGAACUUCGUGAAAGACGCGGGGGAAUUGAAAAAAGAGAAAGAGUGCUACAUCAGUCUAGUUGACGUACCAACAAGACACAAACUCCGAGAAUUGACAACUUCCAAGAUCGGUACACUCAUUCGAAUAUCAGGACAGGUCGUCAGGACCCACCCUGUCCACCCUGAACUCGUGUCUGGUACAUUCGUCUGCGUUGAUUGCAAUGCAGUCAUCAAAAAUGUUGAGCAACAGUUCAAAUUCACAAAUCCCACGAUUUGCAACAACCCAGUGUGCCUCAACCGUCGGAGAUUCGUCCUGGACGUGGACAACUCAAUUUUCGUGGACUUUCAAAAAGUGAGAAUACAGGAAACACAGUCUGAACUACCCCGAGGAUGUAUUCCCCGUUCCCUUGAAAUUAUUCUACGAGCCGAGGCAGUGGAGACUGUCCAGGCAGGCGACAGAUACGACUUCACGGGGACUUUAAUCGUUGUUCCUGACGUUGGUGCACUAGCAUUGCCUGGGACCAAAGCAGAAAUCAGUUCGAGACAUAAAGCUGGAGAUCAGGGGGAGGGAGUGAGAGGGCUGAAAGCACUUGGAGUACGAGAGUUGAAUUAUCGCCUGUCUUUUCUCGCGUGCAGCGUAACAGCCACAAGCUUGAGGUUCGGAGGCACAGAGAUGGCAAUGGAGGAGAUAUCCCAGGAGAUGAUGAAACGUCAAAUGACGGAAUCAGAAUGGAACAAAGUGUAUGAGAUGUCACGGGACAAAAACCUCUACGACAAUUUGGUGGCGAGUCUGUUUCCCUCGAUUCAUGGAAACGACGAAGUAAAGAAGGGAAUAACUCUGAUGCUCUUUGGUGGUGUACCAAAGACAACAAUGGAGGGCACAAGCCUCCGAGGUGACAUUAAUUGUUGCAUAGUGGGUGAUCCCAGCACAGCAAAAUCCCAACUCCUGAAACAAGUGGCAGACAUAUCCCCAAGGGCUGUCUACACAUCGGGAAAGGCGUCAUCAGCAGCUGGUCUGACAGCAGCAGUUGUUCGUGACGAGGAGUCAGGUGAUUUUGUAAUCGAGGCUGGAGCCCUGAUGUUGGCAGACAACGGUAUCUGCUGCAUCGACGAGUUCGACAAAAUGGAUCCCAAAGAUCAAGUGGCCAUCCACGAGGCAAUGGAGCAGCAAACAAUUUCGAUAGCAAAGGCUGGAGUGCGUGCAACCCUCAACGCAAGAACGAGCAUCUUAGCAGCUGCCAAUCCCAUUGGCAGCAGAUACGACAGAUCAAAGUCUCUCCAGCAGAAUGUGAUGCUGACUGCCCCCAUCAUGUCUCGAUUCGAUCUCUUCUUCAUUCUCGUUGAUGAGUGUAAUGAAGUAGUGGACAAUGCGAUAGCCAAAAAAAUUGUUGAUCUUCACAGCAACAAUGCCCUGACCAUUGACACCAUCUACGAUCAAUCCGAGAUCCUCAGGUACAUUAAUUUCGCAAAACACUUCAAACCCUCGAUAAAUCCUGACGCCGCUGAGCUCCUGGUGGAGAGCUACACAGUUCUGAGGCAGAGAGAGGGUAUGGGCAGUGGAAAAUCCACGUGGAGGGUCACUGUAAGACAGCUGGAGAGUCUGGUGAGGCUCUCCGAGGCCCUGGCAAAGCUCGAGUGUGCCGACAAGGUCACUGUGAGGCACGUCAAGGAGGCCAGGAGGCUAUUGAGUAAAAGUAUCAUCAGGGUUGAACAGCCUGACAUCGAUCUUGACGACCAGAACGUCAGAGCCAAUGGAAUGGAUCUCGACGAUGCACCUCCUCUCAUGGAGGCCCUCAAUGCUCUCGAUGCUGAAACCAAUGGCCACGAGGAGCAGGAGGAGGAGGGAAUCCCCAAGAAGAAGCUUACAAUGUCAUUCGAGGAGUACAAAAGUCUCAGCAACAUGUUGGUGUUGUACAUGAGAAAUAAAGAGAGUGGUGCCGAGGGGGAUGACGAGCCUGGCAUCAGAAAAUCAGAGCUCGUUGCCUGGUACUUGGAUCAGAUUCAGGAUCAAAUCGACUCGGAGGAGGAGUUACUCGAGAGGAAGGGAAUUGUCGAGAAGAUUAUUGAUCGGCUGACUUAUACGGAUAAUAUCUUCAUCACCCUCGCAAAUCGAGAGCUACAAGAGGGUAGAGCCGACGACGAGGAAGAUCCCAUGCUCGUGGUCCAUCCCAAUUACGUUCUCGAUAUUUAAUGAUCGAUCAAUCGUUAUUCAAUAUCAUUUUGUUAUACUCAUUAUUUCUACCGCCACAAUUUUUACAACGAAAUCCACAAAAAAUAAGUAAAUAAAAACAUUCACUCAGGAA